CAUUAUGCUUAUUUUGCUGAAAAUGUCAUUGUAUUAGUUUUGCAUGAAUUAACACUGAGCUUUGUUCAAAUUCGACACGUAUUAAUAACUGUAUAAAUCCGAAUGAUAUAUCACACAAGAAAACGAAUCAACAACAUGACGGCUGUGUGCUGUUCCGCUCGGUUCCGGUUGAUCCAGUACCGUAGUGCUGUGAGGAGAGUCGUGCUGCAGCAGGGCCGAACCGUCUGCGCUCACACUCAUGGAUCUGCUGGAGAUAUCAGAGAAAAGCUGCGGGCAUUUCCAGGAGGAUCCAUAGACCUCACGAAACAAGAGUCAGGAAUCGCCGUGAUCACUCUCAAUAACCCAGCACGCAUGAAUGCUUUCUCAGGCAGCAUGAUGCUUGAACUGGAGGAGCGGGUCCAUGAACUUGAGAGCUGGUCUGAAGGGAAAGGGCUCAUUGUACAGGGAGCUGCUGGAACCUUCUGCUCUGGAUCAGAUCUGAAUGCAGUCAGAGCCAUAGCAAACCCACAGGAUGGUAUGCAGAUGUGUGAGUUUAUGCAGAACACUCUAACAAGACUCCUCAGGUUGCCACUUAUCUCAUUGGCAUUGAUUGAAGGAAGAGCAUUGGGUGGCGGAGCCGAACUCGCCACCGCCUGUGACUUCAGGUUGAUGACAUCUGAUGGUGUUAUCCAGUUUGUCCAUAAGCAUAUGGGAUUAGUACCAGGAUGGGGAGGAGCUGCAAGGCUAGUUCGUAUCGUUGGCAGCCAGAAUUCCCUGAAACUGCUUGGGGGGGCCAGAAAGGUUGAUCCAGACUUUGGAAAACAGAUUGGACUGAUCGAUGAAGUGCUUCAUUGCUCUCCUGGGGAAGGAAAUGCGCUGGCUCAGGCCGAGCAGUGGCUAAGUGAGUUUAUCAAGGGGUCGGCGCCUGUGAUCAGAGCAGUUAAAAGAGUUGUGCUCUCAGGACGAGAACUUCCACUGGACGAAGCUCUUACAGCUGAGAGAAAUGUGUUUGGGACAGUAUGGGGUGGUCCAGCCAAUCUUGAGGCGCUGGCUAUGAAAACAAAACAUAAAUGACGGAAAACAUCUUUGGUUAACAAAGUAGAACUGUGUUUGAAGAACGUGUGGUCAGAUCAUAGACUGUAAUUAAAAGGACGAUACAUGGAGUGCUUUGAUGGAUCCACAUUCAAACACUGCAAAUCCAUGUGAUUCCUGCUUUUCUUGUGCUAAAAGAUUUUAAUUAAAUCCCCUAGUUAUUGUGUAAAACAU
Misgurnus anguillicaudatus (oriental weatherfish) is the source of this 1245-nucleotide messenger RNA. NCBI's taxonomy places the organism in Eukaryota, Metazoa, Chordata, Actinopteri, Cypriniformes, Cobitidae. The record is from RefSeq and is a predicted model, not a curated record.